GUUGCUUUGUAAUGUGGGUGUGCAAUUAGGUUAUGGUUUGCAGAGUGAAUUAGUACUUCCAUAGCAACCUGCAGGUGUACCAGCUUAAUGGACUUGGAGUUUUUAAAAUUCUUUUACAUUUUUUACUUCAACAAGCAUUCAGCUUUCAAAGAGUUUUUUUUGCUUUCUUGUUCUUCUAUAUUGCAUGUUUUCUGUGGAUAUCUUUCCAAAGGUGGCCUUGCUGGAGGCAUUGAGAUCUGCAUUACUUUCCCCACUGAGUAUGUGAAGACACAGCUGCAGCUGGACGAGAAGGCCAACCCGCCUCGCUACAAGGGCAUUGGGGACUGCGUGAAGCAGACUGUCCGUGACCAUGGUGUCCGGGGGCUGUACCGUGGGCUCAGCUCACUGGUGUAUGGCUCCAUCCCCAAGGCAGCUGUCAGGUUUGGCAUGUUCGAGUUCCUCAGCAACCAGAUGAGGGAUGAGCAGGGCCGGCUGGACAGCACGCGGGGCCUUGUCUGUGGGCUGGGUGCUGGUGUGGCCGAAGCUGUGAUGGUGGUGUGCCCCAUGGAGACCAUCAAGGUGAAGUUCAUCCAUGACCAGUGCUCCUCCAAGCCAAAGUACCGUGGCUUCUUCCAUGGUGUCAGGGAGAUUGUUCGAGAGCAGGGGCUGAAGGGGACCUACCAAGGCCUAACUGCAACUGUCCUCAAGCAAGGAUCCAACCAGGCCAUCCGCUUCUUCGUCAUGACGUCCCUCAAGAACUGGUACAAAGGAGAUGAUCCCAACAAGGUCAUCAACCCCUUCGUCACAGGCGUGUUUGGAGCCCUCGCAGGAGCUGCGAGCGUCUUUGGCAACACACCCUUGGAUGUGGUUAAGACCAGGAUGCAGGGCCUGGAGGCACAUAAGUACAAGAGCACCUGGGACUGCGCCUACCAGAUCAUGAAAUAUGAAGGGCCCCUGGCGUUUUACAAGGGCACCAUACCCCGCCUGGGCCGUGUCUGCCUCGAUGUGGCCAUUGUCUUUGUCAUCUAUGAUGAGGUGGUCAAAUUCCUCAACAAGGUCUGGAAAACAGACUGAGUGGCUCCGCCAGUGCCGCCGGGCUGCAGCUGGAAAUCUAUGACCAAGUGCGGAGCUGCCAGCAGCACGGCCAAGGGUCCAAGUCUACCGUACGCGUCUGUGGACUGGGAGCACCACUCAGUGCUCCGUACACCUGUGCCCUUUAUUUAUAGCAGUGAGCUGAGGAGCAGUUACAUUAUCAGUUGUGUGUGAAAAUGGCCCAGGGAGCAGGGCAGAGGCUGUUGCCAGCAUUCCAGGCUGUGCCCCCAGACAAGGCUGGAAUCCUGACAUCGCACCUCAGGUACCACUCAUCCUGGGGUGCUGAGCACAGCCAGUUCCUGACAUUACUCAGACCCUUAAUUUUCCCUACCAUGGGGACAGCAUUUGGGAGAACCAGGUGCCCCCUGCUUGCAGUUUACAGUUGAGACGUGUGCGAGAGAGGGGGGGUGGAGGCACAGCCCCUGUCUCAGACUUGGCCCCUUGGCCUGUCCCCUCGGUGAGGGGCAACCUCCAACAUAAAGCCCUUCUUCCACAUUCCCAUCCUGCCCUCUCAUUGCUCUCCAGGGCAGCCCCUAGCUGCCCCUCUAGCUUUCAGACCCAGUACUAACACCUGUGCUACUCCAGCCUUUGUGCCAAAAGCUCCCUGGGGGGAGCAGAUGCAGAGCUGGAGCUGCUCCCCCCCUUCAUCGUGUUGUAACAUGUACAGCAUUAAUACUAGUUCAUGGGAGGGCAAAGGAAGAAAAAGAGAGCCUGGGAGCAAUUUUCCUUUGGCUUUCUUCUCUGAAGCCAGUGAGGGUUGGUUGUUUUUUUUUUGUUUUUUGUUUUUUAAUUAUUAUUCUGUUUUACACUUGCAAUUUGAAUAAAAUCAGUCUGGCUUUA
Molecule: messenger RNA, 1911 nt
Organism: Gallus gallus (chicken)
Lineage: Eukaryota; Metazoa; Chordata; Aves; Galliformes; Phasianidae
Gene: SLC25A1
Product: solute carrier family 25 member 1
Exons: 9
Coding region: 88-1053 (321 amino acids)
Biological process (GO): mitochondrial citrate transmembrane transport
Source: RefSeq, a predicted model, not a curated record